Closterium sp. Yama58-4 is the source of this 915-nucleotide messenger RNA. NCBI's taxonomy places the organism in Eukaryota, Viridiplantae, Streptophyta, Zygnematophyceae, Desmidiales, Closteriaceae. The record is from the annotation of a GenBank genome assembly.
AUGGCCGGAACACAUGAUUUGGGUGAGGUGAUGGAGAUGAGAAUGAGGGCGCUUGGCGUGCAGCUGGAAGAGACAAGGAGAAGGUUGGAUGAGGCUGAGAGGAGACGAGUGGUGGAGACAAGGAAGUCAAGGGGUCAGGUGAAAGAGAGGGAGAGAGAGCUGGCUGCAGUGAAGGGGGAGGUGACUGAACUGAAGGAUGCUCUCAAGAAGUUGGAUAUUGAGCUGAAAAUCAGCCAGAGUGAAGGCGAUGAGAAGACAGCAUGGGAGUUCUUUCUUGUCACUGUGAUCGUCCCUUUUCUUGCCGUGUUUACCUUCUUCACCCGUUUUCACCAGACAAUCCAGUCAGCAUCACAAAAGACCCACCUGGACCUGAACGGCCUUGAUGAUGUCUCAGACGCCAUGCUCGCCCAUGUGUCCGCCAUGACGCAUGUGAAGAGCAUUAACCUGGACUCUAGCUCAGGAUUCAGUGCGGAGGGCAUCAAGCACCUCUACAGGCUGCCACGGCUGGAGACGCUAGACCUCCAGGGAGCAGAUGUCUCUGACAGUGCCUUGGAAGGCAUUGGGUCCUUGACCAGUCUCAAGCAGCUUUACUUCUUGAAGAAUGCGGUGACCGAUGCUGGUCUGUCUCACCUGACAGCUCUGUCCUCUCUGAAAGAGCUGUGGCUUGGUGGUUGCAUGGGUGUGACAAAUGCUGGCAUGGUGCAUGUGGGGAGGCUGACAGGGCUUGAGGACCUUCGGCUGGGUUGGACAGCAGUCACGGAAGAUGGGUUGCAGCAGCUGACAGCCCUGACCAAGCUGACAACUCUUCGACUGCCAGAUGGAGAUAUGGUUUACAAUGAAGAUGUGCGGAGGUGGAUAGGGCUGUAUGGGGCAGGCAGUGAUGGAGCAGAAGAAGACACGUGGAAGCAGAGUUGA